Suillus paluster is the source of this 1335-nucleotide messenger RNA. RefSeq names its product kinase-like domain-containing protein. The transcript has 8 exons. Gene Ontology annotation, biological process: protein phosphorylation. The record is from RefSeq and is a predicted model, not a curated record. Gene Ontology annotation, molecular function: protein kinase activity; ATP binding. Bases 375 to 1142 code for a protein of 255 amino acids. NCBI's taxonomy places the organism in Eukaryota, Fungi, Basidiomycota, Agaricomycetes, Boletales, Suillaceae.
ACGCAAAAACGCUGAUGCCACACACACCAAUGCCACACCUCAUUGGUAGGUGGUUUUGGCGCUUCCUUAUCUCGUUCCCAUCGAUUCAAUCCCGACAGUCUGAGACUCUGGCUUUGUGACCCGCGACAUCGGGGAGGUGCAUAACUAUGUUCCAUCUCUUUUGUCUGAAGACUGGCGGGGUUGCUGGACUGCAAGGACUAUGGCAUUUUCUGUAAAAGUUCAUUUUGUCAUAUUGGUCGGUCACUCUCAAGGAGGUAUUGAAUAGGUCCGACGUGAUUCAGGACAAAUCGACGAAAUUUCCUCGGACGUGUAUCUUCAUACAUGAUAAUUUCCCUCAUUCUAUUGGAGAUAUAAGUGAUGUCUACCGGUGUACCAUGGUUUCAAAGUCCUAUGGAAAAAUAGAGGUGGCCGUCAAAUCCUUGAGGAUCCUUGAUUCGAGUGAAGACGCGAUAAAGGCAUUGCGCAAGAGGAUCUAUCGCGAAGUGCGUGCGUGGGCAACGUUGCACCAUAAGAAUAUACUUCGCUUCUUUGGGACGACCUCAGGAUUCGGACCGCUCCCCGCGUUCGUAACCCCUUGGAUGGAGCAUGGGUCAUUAACAAACUAUCUGUCUCUCGAGUUCUUCAAUCUGUCGAGUAGAGACAAGUUCCUACUUCUCGAACAAAUUGUGACAGCUAUCCAGUACCUUCAUGACAAACAUAUCAUUCAUGGGAACCUCACCGCGCACAACGUAUUGAUCGAUUCCAGGGGAAACGCAUACGUGACGGACUUCGGACUGUCGAUGCUCCUUGCAGAAUGUGAUGGCUUGUCAUUUGAAGCCUACCAACCAGGCUCCAUACGCUGGGUUGCGCCUGAAUUGAUAAAUCUUGCAGAAGAAGAAGUUGAAAAACCCACCACCUGCUCCGACGUUUACUCGUUCGGUUCUGUAGCACUUCAGGUGCUAUCCGGAAAACUCCCUUAUCACUGGCUCGAAGACCCGCUUCAUAUCAUGGCUGCUAGAUACAAGGGUACGCACCCGAUGGAAGCAGACAGCUCGGUUGAUAGGCAACACAUACCCUUUCUUCAAGGAUGCUGGUCAAAGCCGUCUGAUAGACCGACGAUUGAUCACGUUCUGGGUUACGUUCGAAGUGCGCUACCACCGUAGCGUAAGUGGUAUGCAUAGUCACCGCACUGAUGGUGCAGGAUUCUCUCAGUAUUUAUUUAACACACUAUUUUGAAACUACGUAUCAUAUUUACCGCCGUACCGUUGAGUACUAUAUAUUCUCUCGAUACCCUCUGUAACCAAAUCUUCAAUCAACCCGUGCUCAAAUGUUUGAAUUCAAACUGAUGCUCACUGA